UCAGUCUUGAGCCUCGAGGUGCGACACUCGAUUGGCUGUGGUCUCGGGGUCCUGCUGGUCGAUCAUGUCAGAGUCGUCAUCUGGCUCGUCAUCAGGGUUUUUCGGUGGUCCUUUUGCCGUCUUCAAGCUGGUUGGUCAGGCUCCACCCCUUGUGCUGCACUUGACCUCAAUGACGACACUUCCGCCUCCAAGUCUGUUCUGGCCGAAUGGGCCGCCGCCGGUUGUUCGUCUACAGUCUACAAGCAGCAACAACAGACAAAGGGAUGGCGAGUGGCUCUGGCCGCUGGACUAGUGAUUGGUAAUACCUUCUUGUCUGCCCUUAGUGCCUCGAAUUCCCUCUCCCUCUCAGCCGCGGCUUCCUGCGCACUCGCCAGAAUGCCCCCAUCCAUCCAUCCAUCCCCCCACUCACCCCGUCCAACAAAGAAGGUCCUGACUUCCACAUGGAUCGAUCCACAGCGACACCACAGCUACUAAUACCUACGCACAUACUCGCUUACAGGCCGGCAGUGGUGUGCACUCCCCCGUGUCUGCUCGUGUCUGCCCACCAAAUGAUUGUUGCAAUACAGUGACGUACCAAUGGCCAUUCCUUCCCCUCUGACUGAGCGAGCCAUUCAGACUGUGACGUGGCGAACUGCUUGGGCUUCUUGCCGCUCUGCAAAGCAAAUGAAUGACACACGGGAGCCCAUCUGUGUGUGUGAGUGUCUGAGUGUGCACAUCGACCUACCUUGGCGGCGGCCUUGCGAGCAUUGCGUCGCUGUCUCGACUUCCGGUUGCGGAUGGUCUUGGAACUCACGAACUGCACACAGAGACAGACAGACAGACAGACAGACGCAUGCACACGCAUGGAAGUGUUCACAGACGGUCUGCCUAUGUGUGCGCGUGUGGGUGCUGUGUGUCGAUCGAUAGAUACCUUGUCCACGUCGCUCUCGUCCGUCUGGUCGUAGGUGCGACCGUCGCCAGUGUCAUCCGAUAUCUGACGAGGACACACCCACACUUAUUCGCUUCUCUUUCUGCUUGUGCGUGCGAUUGUCUGUAGGUGUGUGCCCACCACUGUCGAGUCGGUCUUGAGGUAGUCGGUCUUGAGGUAGACGGGCUUGACGGGCUGCAACCAACAGAUGAGCGCAAAGGGUACACACACAGAUGGAGGGCAAGACAACGAUGCAUGGGUUUCUGCGUGUGGCCCUGACUACCUCUCGAGUAGCCGCCAACUCCUGUUCAUCCUGAGACCGAAAGAGGGACCAGUCGAAAGGUCAGCAGCGAGAGUCUGGGACCCUCGUGUGCUCACUCACCAGGCUCAUGUUGAAGUGUUUGAACUUGAUGUUCUCGUAGACGUUGAUGGCCGCAAAGCCCAAGUCCAACGAAAACUGAAUGAACACAUACACACGCCAGGCUCUGUGCGGGUUGUGUCCACUGUGUACGCAUCAACACGCACUUCUGGCUCCUCGAUGACAGGUAUCUCAGGCCUCACUGGACCAACCUGAAUGGCAGACACGACAAUGAAUUCAUUCACCCCUGCAUGCAUGGCGCACUCAUCUGUGUACCUGUGACGCGAGGCCCUUCUUGUCCUUCUUCUUGGCGGCACUCUUCAUGUUCUUCUUUUGCGUCUUCGACAU
Vitrella brassicaformis is the source of this 1613-nucleotide messenger RNA. The record is from the annotation of a GenBank genome assembly. Lineage: Eukaryota; Vitrellaceae.